CACGGCCGGGCACGAUAUGGCGGCGCCUGGAGAGGCUGGGGGCGGCGGGGGAGGGUAGCGGCGGCUCGUACCGGCAGCCCUCCCCCUCCGCCCCGGGACUACAACACCCACAGUGCCCCGCGGCAGCGGCGGCGCUUCCGGGCGGCGGCGGGGGCUCCCCGGCGCCGCGCCCAGUGGAUGGCGGUGGCGCGGAGCAUGGGGCCAGAGCGGGUGUGUCCCGAGGAGCCGGGGCCGCCGGAGGUUCCCGACGGCACGGCGGGCUGGAGCGGCGACGAAGAAGAGGAAGAGGAGGAAGAAGAGGAAGGUGGCGGUGGCGGCGGGUACUUGUACCAGCCGCUGAGCCAGGAGCCGGAGCAGGGCCCCGGCGAGGCGGGCCUCCCCGCCGCCCCAGCGGGCUGCGCUGAUGUGGGCCCCGGCCUGCAGGAGCGGCUGCAGAUGCUGAGGCUGCACCUGCCCGACCCGCCGGCAGACAGCGAAGAGGAGGAUGAGGCAGCGGCAGAGGAAGGCGCCGCGGCUCAGAGCAGCCGCAGUUCCAUCCCCAUGGAUGCAGAGCACGUGGAGCUGGUGAAGAGGACGAUGGCCAGUGUGAAGCUUCCCACCUUGGGCAUCCCCGCCUGGGCCAGCCAGAUCUCGGAGGACCAGUGGAAGGACGUGGUGCAGCGCACGCUGCAGGCCCGGCAGAGCCUCGGCGGCCCCAGGCCUGAGUGGAAGUGAGGGCCAAGCUGUGGCAUGGGGGCUGCUAACCCCAGCCCUCCCUCUGCUGCGCAGGUGAGGCAUGCACCCGCUACCUCAGAGCUGGGUGGUGACGGGACUUGCCAGCAUCGACCUUCCAGUUUCUCCCUCUGACAUUGUCCAACUUCCCUUCCUGCUCCUCUUUUCCUGGUUCUGGCUGGCGUGUGAGUCGCUGUGAUGUCCUUGUGUCGGCUUCCUCUGCCACCGAGGAACCCAACCAGUUUCCAUACCUCUGUGUGUGUGUGUGGAGGGCGAAGGCUUGGUUGGCUUUGCCCAGCUCCCCUUGGGAAAAACACUGGAAUUGUCCCUGUGCUGUCAGUGCUCUCCGUGCCAGGGCACCUCCUCCCAGCACAGGGGCUGCGUGUUGGAACAUCAAAGGUGGAGUCCAAUGUGUCUUUCCAAGAGAUUGGUUUUAUUUAGUUCUGUACAUACAGGGACAUCUGUACAAAAUCCAACACUUUCAUACUAUGUAAUGCUCUACUGAAAAUAAAGUACACCAUAUGUACAUAUGAA
Messenger RNA from Grus americana (Whooping crane), 1245 nucleotides. RefSeq names its product male-enhanced antigen 1 (gene MEA1). The record is from RefSeq and is a predicted model, not a curated record. NCBI's taxonomy places the organism in Eukaryota, Metazoa, Chordata, Aves, Gruiformes, Gruidae. The coding region runs from base 178 to 714 and encodes 178 amino acids. The transcript is spliced from 3 exons. Gene Ontology annotation, biological process: spermatogenesis.